GUUCAGAUGCAAGACACGUUACACGUUCCGGCCUACCAGGAAGCGGGUUAAUUUACGCCAAACACAAUAUGGCGUCUACAGCCAAUCGCUAGUGCUUGUUGGCGUCAUCUAAGCGCGACGUCGAUGGCUGCGGGGAAACUUGGAGACCAGAAACAGCAACGAGGAACUGUAUGAAAACUAAGGGAGAUAAGUGUGGAGAUCAUUUGCUAGAUCGUUUUCGACUGUGAGCUGCAAAUAUGAGCACACAGUACAGCAUUCUUUUCAAGCAAGAACACGCCCAUGAAGAUGCAAUAUGGUCAGUAGGAUGGGGUAAAAACUCAAAUGAUGGGUCUGAGUUGGUGAUCAGUGGUUCCCUGGAUGAUUUGGUAAAGGUGUGGAAAUGGUCUGAUGAACGGUUGGAGAUGCAAUGGGCAUUGGAAGGCCAUCAGCUCGGUGUGGUAUCCGUGGAUGUUAGCCCUAGUGGGAACAUAAUGGCUUCCAGUUCCUUAGAUGCUCACAUUCGCCUGUGGGAUCUUGAAAGUGGGAAGCAGAUCCGCUCCAUUGAUGCAGGACCAGUGGAUGCUUGGUCUGUAGCAUUUUCACCCGACUCCCAACACCUUGCAACUGGAAGCCAUGUAGGAAAAGUAAACAUUUUUGGUGUGGAGACAGGGAAGAAGGAAUAUUCACUGGACACAAGAGGGAAGUUUAUCCUAAGCAUUGCAUAUAGCCCAGAUGGGAAAUACUUAGCCAGUGGAGCCAUUGAUGGGAUCAUAAACAUAUUUGAUAUUGCUACUGGGAAACUCCUCCACACGUUGGAAGGACAUGCCAUGCCUAUAAGAUCCCUGACUUUCUCCACUGACUCCCAGCUGCUGGUUACAGCAUCAGAUGAUGGCUAUAUCAAGAUUUAUGAUGUACAACAUGCCAGCUUGGCUGCCACCUUGAGCGGGCAUGGUUCCUGGGUGCUGAAUGUGGCAUUCUCUCCGGAUGAUGCUCAUUUUGUUUCCAGCUCCUCUGACAAAAGCGUAAAGGUGUGGGAUGUAUCUGCCAGAACGUGUGUGCACACUUUCCUAGAUCACCAAGACCAGGUUUGGGGUGUAAAAUACAACAGAAAUGGAUCUAAAAUUGUCUCUGUCGGUGAUGAUCAGGAAAUCCAUGUGUAUGAUUGUCCUAUCUGAUGCUCCAUGGGAGGAGUUCUGGACACACACAUCAUUGUAUAUGCUCUCCUCUUCACUCUAUGAAACUGUCUAUUGCUGUUAAGCAUUGGGUGCACUCACAAGCAAGUUAUCUUAGUUUUUCUUUGCACCUUUAACAUGCUACGGCUAUACUUGUGUAAAUACAAUUUCUGCAUUGAAGCAGACCAUUUCCCUAAUGAUUUGACCAUGAUUUAUCCAAAUAAAUGGAUUUUUAAGUACA
Messenger RNA from Xenopus laevis (African clawed frog), 1392 nucleotides. It is a transcript of the gene skic8.L, whose product is annotated as WD repeat domain 61 L homeolog. The record is from RefSeq and is a predicted model, not a curated record. NCBI's taxonomy places the organism in Eukaryota, Metazoa, Chordata, Amphibia, Anura, Pipidae. Gene Ontology annotation, cellular component: Cdc73/Paf1 complex; cytoplasm; nucleus. The transcript is spliced from 11 exons. Bases 237 to 1154 code for a protein of 305 amino acids.